AUGGAAAGAGCCGGUUUGGUUAACCUGCAUACAAGAAACAAUAUUCAGUUUGUUGAUCAUGAAGUCAAAGGUGGUAAUAAAGAAUCUUAUAUUGACUCCAUGAUAAUUGAAUCUUUUGAAUGCGGUAACAACAAGGGUAAAUCCGACGAGAAACCUAAUUGUGCUUGGAAGAAGGCGAAUAAGACCUUAAGAGAGCGACAGAAAAAUAAGGACCAUGAUUUACAAGAUAAUGAAGAGCAUAAUAAAUCGAUAAAAGAUACACAUUCUAUUUUCAAUUUGGUUGUUUCAUUUGAAAAUCUAAAUAAAUCUACGCUUCUUUCUCAACACAAUGAGAUAUUACAUUGGUCUAGUACGACUUUAGCUUCUGACGAACAACAAAUUACUACUGUAGAUAGGUCUGCAUUGAUUGGUAGAGAUGCUGGCUACACUAUCGAAUGGUGCGUAUUAGGCAACUCAAGAGGCGUUGGAGAGAAAAUGUCAAAUGCUUCCUCUCUGCAAAUGUGUGAAGUAAAAGCUCUACGCUUAUGUGUGGAUAAGUUAAUUCGGUUAAAAGAAACGUCCUCAUUACCGAAAAGCGAAAUUCUGUUAAUUAGCGACAGUAGUUAUUUGGUAGAAAGUGUAAAUACUCAUUUGAAUGUUUGGAAUGAAACUGAAGCUGUAAAAUAUCUUCAAAACCGUGGUUUAAUUCCUGAAACAAAAGAAUGCGAAAAUAGCCAAGCAAUGAAGCUUUCUUUCGGCAAUGUAAUUAGAUGGAGAUGCAGUCUUAGAAGCUGCAGGAAACAGAUUAAAGUACGGGUCAGAACGUGGUUUCAGGGAACCAGAAUGCCACUAAAAAUGGCAAUCUUGUUCAUUAAUUAUUGGGCAAGUAAAGAAUCGUCUGGAGAAAGAAUGAAAAGAGAAUUGGAGCUGAAACCAGAUAUGUGGAGGGGAUACACCAAAGUAGGUGCUUCUGGGUAUGAGCACUUGAAGGUGACUCAUAAGUAUAAUUUUGUGGAUCCACUGACGAAUGCUCGUACCCAGAACAUUGAAAGAGUCUGGGAGUUAGUGAAGGAGAGGUCCAAAAGGCAUAAUGGAACCCAUAGAAGCAUGUUGGAGGGAUACAUGCACGAAUUUUCAUGGAGGAAAAUAAAUAAAGAUAAUUAA
Messenger RNA from Strongyloides ratti, 1143 nucleotides. RefSeq names its product Transposase, ISXO2-like domain-containing protein. The record is from RefSeq and is a predicted model, not a curated record. The transcript is spliced from 5 exons. Bases 1 to 1143 code for a protein of 380 amino acids. Lineage: Eukaryota; Metazoa; Nematoda; Chromadorea; Rhabditida; Strongyloididae.